AUGUUGGUAGACUUGAUAAAGAAGACUAACGAAUCACUAAAGGGUUUACAAGAAAGUAACGCAUCAUUAGAGAAGGGUUCACAAGAAACAAGAGAAUCACUAAAGGUUUUACAAGAAAAUAACGCAUCAUUAGAGAAAGGUCUCAGAGAAUCAUUAAAGGAAGAUUUACGAGAAUCAUUAGAGAAGGGUUUACAAGAAACAAGAGAAUCACUAAAGGAAUAUUUACAAGAAGCUAGAGAAAGGGACGAAAUAUUCCGCAAAUCAUUAAAGGAAGAUUUACAAGAAACUAUAGCACAAGAGAUCAAAACAUCGUACAUGGAGAUGGAAUGUAAUCUGAAGAAGGAAAUGCAGGAGUUACCAGAACGACUGAAGAUGAACAUCGGCGAGAGAGAGAGUAAGCUACAGAAGAAUAUAGACCAAGUCCAGGGAGACGUGGAGAAGAUGGAAGGAAAGUUAACAAGGAAGAUAGAAGACAAUAUUGAAGAAACUAAAGCCGAAUUGGGAGAAAGGAUCACCGAGGUGACGCAGAUGCAGAAACAAUGCAACGAUGCGUUUAAGGGGAUAGGAGAUAGGCAAAACCAACUGCCUGUCAAUCUGAGAAAUGCUAUAGCCGUGCAGCGAGAAGAGGAUAACCAGAGGGUUGCAAUGGAAGGUGAGGCCUUCACUUGGGGAGUCAGGAAGAAGGAAGGGACUACUAGUUAUGAUCAGUUUGAAGAGGAAUUCUUGAAGAAAUACUGGUCCAAAAGUCAUCAGUGUGCGGCAAUUGAGGACCUACUCCACCGCAAGUCACUUAGUACAUGGAGAGGAACGUUGAGAGAGUUUGCCGAACAUUUGUGGGAACUGAACGAGACCUUAGAACAACCCCUGAGUAAUGACGUAAUGGUAUCUGCGAUAAAAAGAAGAUUGAAUCAGAGAAUGCAAGAAACUGUAUCUGGGAGCCUAAUUAAAGAUAGGGAAGCCUUGAUGGAGAUACUGGAGCAGUUGGAAUCUGUUCGAUCACAGGAACACCAUCAAGCUAAUGAUCGAAACCGAGAGGGAAGUAAUGACCCAAGGAAUCCUUUUAAUCAUUCGUCUGAUUAUAGAGGAAGAGGCGGAGGGACCGGAAAACUGAAUGACCCUCCAGGUGAGGUCCGGUCAAGAGUGAGAGCUACAAGGACCCAACAAACCUACUAA
Schistocerca nitens (vagrant locust) is the source of this 1173-nucleotide messenger RNA. Its product is annotated as paramyosin-like. Lineage: Eukaryota; Metazoa; Arthropoda; Insecta; Orthoptera; Acrididae. The coding region runs from base 1 to 1173 and encodes 390 amino acids. The record is from RefSeq and is a predicted model, not a curated record. The transcript has a single exon.